AUGGAGAAGUUUGGGAUGAAUUUCGGGGGCGGACCGAGCAAGAAGGACCUGUUGGAAACCAUUGAGACGCAGAAGAAGCAGCUUCUCCAGUACCAGGCACGUCUCAAGGAUGUGGUCCGUGCCUAUAAAAGCUUACUGAAAGAGAAGGAGGCUCUAGAGGCCAGCAUUAAGGUGCUGUCGGUAUCCCAUGAGGCGGAUGUGGGCCUCACAGGUGUCCAGCCUCCAGGCCUCACUUUUCCUGACUCUGUAGAUGACCGAUGCUCCACUCACAGCGAGGAUAGCACUGGGACCGCCACCAGCUUGGAUACUGCGGCCAGUCUCACCAGCACCAAGGGUGAGUUUGGGGUAGAGGAUGACAGACUGGCUCGUGGACCACCACCUCCAAAGUCUGAAGAGGCCAACGGGUCGGAGAGUGGCGUCAGCAGUAGCAGUGGGGAUGGACCGUCUGGGGGUGGGGAAGUGGACAAACGACUGCACCAGCUGAAGACUCAGUUGGCUACUUUGACCAGCUCUUUGGCUACAGUCACCCAGGAGAAGUCUCGCAUGGAAGCGUCUUACCUGGCAGACAAGAAGAAGAUGAAACAGGACUUAGAGGAUGCCAGUAAAAAGGCAGAGGAGGAGAGGGGCCGUCUGGAGGGAGAAUUGAAGGGGCUGCAGGACCAGAUUGCAGAAACCAAAGCCCGGCUUAUCACCCAGCAGCAUGAUCGGGCCCAAGAGCAGAGUGAUCAUGCCUUGAUGCUUCGUGAGCUCCAGAAACUGCUGCAGGAGGAGAGGACCCAGCGCCAGGACUUGGAGCUUCGGCUAGAAGAGACCCGAGAAGCCCUGGCGGGGCGGGCAUAUGCAGCUGGUCAGAUGGAAGGGUUCGAACUGCAGACCAAGCAGCUGACCCGUGAGGUGGAGGACUUGAAAGGUGAGCUGCAGGCUCUUCGAGAUGAGAAGAAUCGGCCUGACCCUCGGCUGCAGGAGCUUCAGGAAGAGGCCGCCUUCCUGAAGAGCCAUUUCCAGGCUCAGUUGCAGCAGGAAAUGAGGAAGGCAGCCCUUGCAGAAGAUCAACUACGCCAGCAAUCUCAGGUGGAAGAACAGAGGGUGGCGGCCCUGGAGAAUCAAAUAUCCGAGGUGUCGGAACUGCUGGGCACCUAUGAGAAAGCCAAGCAGAAGGACCAGCUGGCCAUCCAGAAGCUAAAGGAGCGCAUUCUGCAGCUGGACCUGGAGAACAAGACCCUGGCUCUGGCAGCCUCCAGCCGGUCCCCUCUCGACGGCCAUGGAGAGGAGUCCAGUCUGGAUGUCAAUGUCCUGAAGGAUAAGAUGGAGAAGCUGAAGAGGCUGCUGCAGGUUGCAGCCAGGAAAAGCCAGGUGACCCUGGAUGUGGAGAAGCUCUGUGACCUGGAGAUAAUGCCCAGCUCCGAGGCUGCCGACGGGGAGAAGGCCUCUGUGCUCUACUACCAACAGGAGCUGAAACAGCUGAAGGAGGAGUUCGAGAGGUACAAGAUGAGGGCCCAGGUCGUCCUCAAGAGCAAGAACACCAAAGACGGUAAUCUGGCCAAGGAGCUGGAGGAAGCCCAGGAACAGCUUGCGGAACUGAAGGAGAAGUAUAUCUCCCUGCGGCUGUCCUGCGAGGAGCUCGAGCGCCAGCACCAGCAGGAGGCUGAGGACUGGAAGCAGGAGCUGGCCCGGCUGCAGCACCUCCACCGGCAGGAGCUGGAGCGCAGCCAGCUGGACUUCCGGGACCGCACGCUGAAGCUGGAGGAGGAGCUGCACAAGCAGCGGGACCGGGCCCUGGCCGUGCUGGCCGAGAAGGACUUGGAGCUGGAGCAGCUGCGCUCUGUGGCCUUGUCCUGCGGGCUGCCAGGGCGCAGGAGCCCCGUGGGUGGCGGGGGGCCCGGGGACCCGGCUGACGCGUCUUCCCCAGACAGCCUGACCCAGGCGCUGCAGCUGGCUGCGGCCAAUGAGCCCACUUUCUUCCUGUAUGCCGAGCAGUUGGCCCGCAAGGAGGUGGAGAUCACAUCGCUGAGGAAGCAGAGACACAGGCUGGAGGUCGAGGUGCAUCAGCUGCAGGACCGGCUGCUGGAGGAGGGGGAGCGCCAUCGCGAGGAGGUUGGAGCGCUGCAGAGCCACAUCGAGAAGAAUAUCAGGGACCAGAGUAGGGAGGGAGCCAACCUGGAGUACCUCAAAAACAUCAUCUACCGCUUCCUGACCUUGCCUGACACCUUGGGCCGCCAGCAGACGCUCACGGCCAUCCUGACUAUCUUGCAUUUCAGUCCAGAGGAGAAACAGGUGAUAAUGCGUCUCCCAACCAGUGGUAGCUGGUGGCCUUCUGGCAAGAGAUGA
Messenger RNA from Puma concolor (puma), 2328 nucleotides. RefSeq names its product GRIP and coiled-coil domain containing 1 (gene GCC1). Lineage: Eukaryota; Metazoa; Chordata; Mammalia; Carnivora; Felidae. Gene Ontology annotation, cellular component: Golgi apparatus. The record is from RefSeq and is a predicted model, not a curated record.